AUGGUCAGCUUCAACUACCAGUGCGUCUCGCAGCUGAAUCGUAUACGAAAUCUUGACGGUGUCGUUCGUCUGUCCUCCAGCCAUCAUCUAUGGUGCGUGUUGAAAGUCGGUGCUGCUUCCUGUUUGAAGAGCUUGGAACGCCGGACCGGAGGAAAAUUACACAAGUCAACAGUUCCCACUUAUGUCGUACAUUCGAUGUCGUCGAGCCUGGAUACCCGAUUUUCGCGUGCUCGCCUGAAGGACUCGCCGGUAGUUUCGCGUUUUGUGUUUUGUAGGCCACAAGACGACCUGAUAAAAAUCACAGUCAUAAAUGAAUACGCAUGCAAAAGACCACCUCCUUCUGUGUCCAGUCAAAAGAGAUUUUCAAGUAACAUGCCCCACGCCGGCAUUUCUCGCUCGAAAGCGAAAACACAGACUGGCACCUCUUUCAGCAAGUGA
Molecule: messenger RNA, 438 nt
Organism: Dicrocoelium dendriticum
Lineage: Eukaryota; Metazoa; Platyhelminthes; Trematoda; Plagiorchiida; Dicrocoeliidae
Source: the annotation of a GenBank genome assembly